This is a messenger RNA of Rubroshorea leprosula, 1686 nucleotides long. Lineage: Eukaryota; Viridiplantae; Streptophyta; Magnoliopsida; Malvales; Dipterocarpaceae. The record is from the annotation of a GenBank genome assembly.
GGUAAUUGAAACCAACCUAAAGCUCCUUUUUCCAUUAUUCUAAAGGGUCAGUCUCACGUAACCCCAGUUCAACAACCUCUACCCGAUGAUGUCACGACGUCUGGACAGCUUAGAAAAAUUGGUAGUUGAGCAGCGAGGUGCCCCACCUCCACACUGUAACACUGAUUCCAUACCUUAUCCUCUGAACACUAAUAUUACAUUGGAACCUUAUCCCGUUGGUUUCAAAAUACCUCAGCUCGAGACAUAUGAUGGAACGAAGGAUCUGGAUGAUCACCUCCAUGCCUUCUACUCCUGUAUGCAAGCUCAGAAUGCUUUUGAUGCGUUGAUGUGCAAAAUUUUUCCCUCCACUCUUCGUGAUCACGGUCACACAACGGAGCAAUGUAAUAGUCUGAGGUCCGAAUUGAAAAGUCUAGCUCAAAAGGGAAUGCUAAAUGAAUACAUCCAGAGAACAGAGCAACCGAAGUUUGUCAAAGAACAGGGGCCACAACCACAAGGAUCUCAUAAUGCAGACAACAGGCAAGGGGAUUUGAGCUCCAAACAACGAAAAUUGUAUGUCAGGGAGGUGAAGCAUCAAAACCGAGCUAAAAAACGAAAGUUUGACGACGUUGACUGGAAGAAUCAACCCAUCACUUUCACACCUGCUGACUUUGAUAGAGUUGUCAUAGCCCAUAAUGAUCCUUUGGUAACUUCAGUUAUGAUUAACAACUGUGAAGUACAACGUGUCUUUGUUGACAUAGGGAGUGCACUAGACAUUAUGUACUUUCAUUGUUUUGAAAGUCUAGGACUUGAUCUAGCUUGUUGCAGAGUUGUCAAAAUGGCAUCCUCCUUCAAUGUUGUUAUCAGACGACCUACAUUAACCGAUAUCCAAGCUGUGAUCUCUCAAUCUCACCUCUACAUGAAGUUCCCAACCCCCAUGGGGAUAGCAACACUACGAGAGAUAGUAAACAACCGACCUGAAGAUGAAACUAAAGCUACCCCAGUUGAGGAUGUAGAGGAAGUGCAACUUGAUGAUAGCGAUCAAAACAAGAAGACACAAGUUGGAACUCGAUUGAACCCAAAGGAAAGAGCAGAGCUAAUAGCUUUCCUCCGAGCUAACAAAAAUGUCUUCGCUUGGACCUCAGCAAACAUGCCAGGGCUUCCAACCUCGGUUAUAAAGGAAGAAAUGGAGAAACUCUUGCAAGCUGGCUUCGUCAGGAGAGUUGGUUAUUGUGAAUGGGUGGCCAAUCCAGUGUUGGUCAAGAAUGCAAAUGCUUCUGGAAAUGAGAGAUUAAGUUUGUUAGAUGAAUAUUCUGGCUACCAUCAAGUGCCAAUGGCUCCAGAGGAUAAAGAGAAAACCUCAUUCUAUGCUGGUGAUGAAAUUUAUUGUUAUGUCAUGAUGCCCUUUAGCUUAAAGAACGCAGGUGCCAGUUACCAGAAGAUGGUGACCAUCGUAUUUCGAGCUCAGAUCGGUAGGAAUCUGGAAGUUUAUGUCGAUGGCAUCAUGGUGAAGAGUCUGAAGGCAAAAAAUCAUUUAGCUGACCUCGAUGAAACAUUCAAUAACCUAAAAAAAAAAAAAAGAAUGCGAUUGAAUCCAGCAAAGUGCAUCUUUGGCAUGGAGUCUGGGAAAUUUCUAGGCUUCAUGGUUUCCCAGAGGGGGAUUGCACUACUGGAAACACCUAUAAUUUAGACUAAAACAUUGGUCUGAAA